UUUCUGCAGGCAAUUAAUUAUACUGACAUUCUCCUAGACUAUAUGAAGGAUACUUAAGUUUUGAAAAAGUUUUGAAAAACAAGGUGAAGCUGAACCUGAAUUUAUAAGAUGUUUUCCUCGUUGAUAUUUGUGCUUGUGUUAAUAAAUUGUACUGAAUUCAAAAUGGCAACUGUUUUACCGUUCUCAAACAGAGAAAUGUCUGCAGCUUUCUCCAGAGCUAACAAAAGAUUCAUGCUAAGUCUACUGAAGCAGUUGCCAUCAGAAUCCAACAUCUUCUGCUCGCCUUUCAGUAUAUCAACAGCCCUAGCAAUGGUUCACAUGGGGGCAGAAACAGACACCCUGAAAGAAAUGAGUCAAGCACUUCAUUUUGAGGAAAUGGACAAAGAUGUCCAUGCAGUGUUUGGUUCUUAUCUUGAUUUCUUGUCUAAGGAAACUGGUGAUUGCACACUUAAAACUGCAAAUAGAAUCUAUCAAAGCAUGAGAUUCAAACCGGAGGAAUCUUUCCUACAAAACUGCAACAAACAUUUUAAAGCUUCAGUAGAGUCGGUGAAUUUUUCCCAGUCUGCAGCAACAAGCAAGAAAAUCAAUUCCUGGGUUAAUCAGCAAACGGAAAAUAAAAUUCAAGAUCUGAUCCCAGCAAGUGCACUGAAUGAACUUACAUUCAUGGUUCUUGUAAAUGCCAUCUACUUCAAAGGAAAUUGGAAUAGUAAAUUUGAAAGCAAAUACACAGAAAUAAUGGAAUUCCGGAACACCAAGGAGAAAUUCUUGACAGACAUGAUGUAUCAGAUGGACUCUUUCAAAUUUUGCCACAUGCCAGACUUAAUGCUAAAUGCCCUUGAGCUGCCAUACCAAGGAAAAACCCUCAGCAUGCUAAUUCUUUUACCCACAGCUGUAGAUGGUAUUGAGAGUCUGGAGAAGAAUUUAACCGAGUCUGUCCUCAAAACUGUAGUCAGCAACUUGAGGAAGCAGAAGGUGGAAGUAUAUCUUCCAAAAUUCAAAAUGGAGUCCACCUUCGAGUUGAAGUCUUAUUUGUCGGCCUUGGGUAUGCCCUUAGCAUUUGACGAGAUUAAGGCUGAUUUUUCAGGCAUGGACAAAGGUAAAAAUGUUUAUAUUAGUGAAAUUUUCCAUAAAGCAUUUGUGGAAGUCAACGAAGAAGGGACCGAAGCUGCCGCAGCCAUGGGUAUCUAUGUCUCUACCUCUUCCGUGCAGAUUACUCCAGAGUUUCGGGCAAAUCACCCUUUCUUGUUCUUUAUCCGAGAUUCUGUUAAUGACGUCAUUUUAUUUGCUGGAAGAUUUUAUAAACCAGAUGGCAGCUCUGUGAAAGACGAACUUUAGUUCAGAAUUAUGUAAAUUACAAAUUGUUCAUUGAUAAUUAUCAGAAUAUCUGUUUUUCAAUGUAAAUACUAAUAUUAUGAUGCACCGUAUGUUUAAU
Molecule: messenger RNA, 1432 nt
Organism: Saccostrea echinata
Lineage: Eukaryota; Metazoa; Mollusca; Bivalvia; Ostreida; Ostreidae
Product: serpin B8-like
Exons: 2
Coding region: 109-1335 (408 amino acids)
Biological process (GO): negative regulation of endopeptidase activity
Molecular function (GO): serine-type endopeptidase inhibitor activity
Source: RefSeq, a predicted model, not a curated record